Molecule: messenger RNA, 3095 nt
Organism: Coregonus clupeaformis (lake whitefish)
Lineage: Eukaryota; Metazoa; Chordata; Actinopteri; Salmoniformes; Salmonidae
Gene: guk1a
Product: guanylate kinase 1a
Exons: 7
Coding region: 399-1025 (208 amino acids)
Biological process (GO): purine nucleotide metabolic process
Cellular component (GO): cytosol
Molecular function (GO): GMP kinase activity
Source: RefSeq, a predicted model, not a curated record
UUUGCCAAGAUAAUCCAUCCACCUGACAGGUGUGGCAUAUCAAUAAGCUGAUUAAACAAAUGUAUUUCAUUUUACUGAUUCCCUCCUAUGAAACUCAGUAAAAUCAAAUAAAUAGUUGCGUUUAUAUUUUUGUUCAGUAUAGUGUAUAUAUUAUAUGGCUACUUUCUCAUAGCAAGCUAUAUCUGUGCGCCUACUAAGUUAGCUACGUAACGUUAGCUUUCACAUUCCCUGACCAACUGCAGUCGAGUGUGCGUGGCUGCUCUCCAUGGAUCUUGCCAGUAUUAAAUAAAGGUGUCAGCUGUGUGCGCUUGGCUUUAUGAAGUUUAUCAUUUCGACAUAGUUAGGUUUACCAAAAGAGUACGUUUCAGGCAGAUACUGAGUUACUCACAAGCAAUGUAAUGAGAGACUACAAUAAGAAAAAAGCUAUGGCAGGACCCAGGCCAGUGGUGCUGAGUGGCCCGUCAGGGGCUGGGAAGAGCACGCUGCUCAAGAACCUGCUCAAGGAGUACGAGGGCAUCUUUGGCUUCAGCGUCUCGCAUACAACAAGGAGCCCUCGUCCUGGUGAAGAGAAUGGUAAAGAUUACCAUUAUGUUACAAGGGAGUAUAUGCAGGCCAGCAUCGACAAAGGGGAGUUCAUUGAGAGCGCAGUGUUUUCGGGGAACAUGUACGGGACGAGCAAGGCCUCCGUGCAGGCCGUCAAGGACAAGAACCUGAUCUGCAUCCUGGACAUCGACAUGCAGGGCGUGAGGGCGGUCAAGACGACAGACCUCAACCCCAUCUAUGUCUCGAUCCAGCCUCCGUCCAUGAAUAUCCUGGAGAAACGUUUAAGGGACAGAAAGACUGAGUCAGAGGAGAGCCUCCAGAAACGUUUAGAUGCUGCUCAGGUGGACAUGGAGAUAAGCAAGGAACCUGGCAUAUUUGACGUUGUCAUUGUCAAUGAUAAUCUUGAAAAUGCCUAUGGGAAGUUGAAAGACGCCCUUAUUGAGGAAAUCAAAAAAGUCCAGAAAACCAACUUGUCGUCUUAAGCGAGAAGAAACCUGACAGCCAUCCUGGCCACUCCUUACAAAAUGGCAGCCCCCUAUUCCAAUCCUGAACAUUCCGUCAGAUACUGGUGUGGGAAGGAACUCCAGACAACAUGCCUCACCCUGAACCACAGAUGGUAGCCUUUUGAGUGUGCAGGAAUAUCUAGCCUAUGUUUUUACAUAUUUGGAAGAUAUAGGCAGGUAUUAAGAUGAUAAAAUACUGUAAAUAGAGAUAGUUCACUUCUAUUUUGCUGUUUUUAUUUCUUUGGCUGGUGGUCAGUUUCAAAGUUGUUGUAUUUUGAUCCACAAAGAAAAAUACUCCAUUAAUGGUUAACCUGGGACUGAGAUGGUCCCUAAUAUGUUUUGCUUGUUUUAUUUUACUAUGAAGGAGUACUGCACACAGGAGAUUCUGUCGCCAAUUCAUUCUUCUGUCCAUCUACCAGUAUGAUAGCCCCAAAGCAUUCUAUUUGUAUUCACUCUGACCAUAAUAACAAGACCCAUUCCAUCUACUGGAUAAACAAGUUUGCUCAGCAAGAGUGGACACUUGUAUGGUAUGUUCGCAAAUGUCAUGGCUUGCUGCAAAGACUAGCCCUGUCAGUACUACUUUAGAACAUUUCUGUUCUGUUCCUGUCUAGCAGAACUGACCUAAAAAUGUGGUUGUACGGAAAUGCAUUGGUUGUCAUAUUAGCCACAGCAUGGUUCAACAGAUAUAGCCGGAAAUGUAAAAGAGUAGAAAUAUUUUUUUAUGUUGCCUUUUCAUUCUUUUUGAAAGAGGGAUUUCUGACUCACAAUAGUGCGUCAACAUAGAGCAGCUAACAACCAAUGCCAGGGGCCUGGGCACUAGCUAACUCUGGCUCUUAUGUAGUCAUACAGGGAAGCACCAUCCAUUCAUAUUACAGCCGAUCUCAGGAACUUACUGUAGCCUAGCUGCUGUUUGCUAGGGGUCCUAGUCAACUUGUGUGUGAAGCGAUCUAUGUUGGAAGUUUCCCUGUAGGUUUUACCAUACUAUUGAAAUGAUGAUAGAAUGACUUAAUUCACCAAUAAAAUCAAAGAUUGCCAUUUAGGAUUUACAAUCAUGUUAAUCACUCUAUAACAGCUAUACAGUUUAGCUGAACUUCCUGAAACCACGACUUACCCCUAAUAGAUGUUUUGUUGUUCACUGUUGUUGUACAGGCGUGAAACUUUUACAUUGUAUAUGUUUUGUGUUUUUUAUCAUUAUUUUACUAAUCUUACCUGUAGUAUAAUGAUAUGCAGGGGGCCUUUUUUGGACAGAAAAUGAUUGAAUGAGAAUAAAAGAUCAAUGGAAUAUUAAAUAAAUGGAGCAAAUAGUGUCAGUCCUCAAAGGAAAAUAAAGAAAAGCUUAAAACACGGAGCAUCAGCUUUACUUGAAACUGUCUACAUUGAAUUCCACAAAACCUGUCUUUUGUUCUAAGUCAAGGCAUCCUUUUAAAAAGGCUACAUUGUCCCAGCAGCUUUUGAUGUCUUUUAAGUUUGUAGUUUGACAUGCCUUGUUUUACAAGGCAACUUCCAUUCACAACCCAAAUUCAGUGCAUUGGUAACUAUUAUUUGACAUAGGCUACUGUGGCCCAUGACUAUGCUCCACUGCUUAUUGUCCUUUGUAUUUGAUUUCCCUUUGAACAUGAAAUUCAUUCCUUUGCACAAAUUACUUAUUGAAACAUAUUUUUAUGUAACUUUUUCACAAACCAACUUUUCAAUGAUUUAGGGCUCUAUUCAAUCUGUAAAGCUGAAGCGUUACAGAUUCCGUGAUGGAAAUGUAAGAUCAUUUCCGAUUGAGCCGACAUAUGCAGUAUUUACCGUAAAUGCAGUUUCCACUAAAACGAAACAUUGCCUUUAAAUUUAAAUCAUGCUAUAAAGCUGAACUUCCCAGAUGCAGAUUGAAUAGAACCGUUAAUGGUGCAAGCGUCAUAGCCCUGCUUUGCAUGUAUUGUUUUCAUUGGCCAGAUAUUGACAGUUCACCCAGCCUUCAACAAGUCCUUGUUUUACAAAUAUGCAUGUCUAGUAACAUUUUAUGUAUGUGUUUUACAACAGUAGUAAAGUCAAAUAAUGAAACUA